AUGAAGCUUUUGACUUUUAUAGCUGCAGCUGUGGUGACAGCGUCGGCUGAUUUCCAAAGCUAUAGCUCGGGAGGGCACGGUUUUGGAGGAGGAGGUUCGGGAGCAGCCUUUGGAGGAGGCUCCGGCUCAGGAUUUGGAAUCAGCUCAGGUUUUGGAGGAGGUUCCAGUUCAGGAUUUGGAGGAGGCUCAGGCUCAGGAUUUGGAGGAGGUUUUAGUUCAGGAUUUGGAGGAGGUUCAAGUUCAGGAUUUGGAGGAGGUUCAAGCUUUGGUUUUGGAGGAGGUUCAAGCUCAGGUUUUAUCUCAGGAGGAUGCGGUCCUGGACAGGUGUUCCAUGCUGGCAGAUGUGUCACUCCACGAGAGAACCGCAAAGUCUACUUGUACAACGCACCACCUGCACCUCCAGUUCCCCACGGUCCUCCUCCAUACAUCCCUGAGCCAACCAUUGAUACGAAUAUCGUGUUCAUCCAAACACCUGAAGAAGGUCCAGGACCAGAACCUAUCGUCAUACCUCCACCACAGACUCGAAGCGUCGUCUAUGUCCUCAACAGACAGACACCAGAACAACAGGAUGUGAUCGAAGUCCCAGCGCCGCCAGCAACCAGUCCUGAAGUUUACUUCGUGAACUAUGCUGACGGCGAGAACCCAGUUCUUCCGAGCGGUGUCGACCUUCAGACUGCCUUGAAUACGGCUUCCCAGGGUGGCGGUCAAGUGAUUGGAGGAGGCGCUGGAGGCGGCGCUGGAGGUUUCGGAGGCGGCGCUGGAGGAUUCGGAGGCGGCGCUGGAGGUUUCGGCGGUGGUUUCGGAGGAAGUGGAGGAGGUGUUAGUUUUGGAGGCAGCGGAGGAAGCGGUGGUUUUGGAAGCAGUGGUGGGUUUGGCGGAUUUGGAAGUGGAGAUAGCGGGGAAUUCGUUGUAAGUGGAGGUGGCGGUGGAUUCAGUAGUGUAGGUGGAUUAAGUGGAGGCUCCCCUUCCAACGUUUAUACAACACCAUAAAUCUAACUGUUCUGGUAUUUCAGUUAUGUUAUAUUUUUCAUCUAACAGAACAAGUAUGCAGUAUUCCAAAGUUGUUUAUGUUGUACACGUUGAAAUAUGAAAUAUAUGUGUAAAUUGUUUUAAU
Molecule: messenger RNA, 1114 nt
Organism: Penaeus monodon (black tiger shrimp)
Lineage: Eukaryota; Metazoa; Arthropoda; Malacostraca; Decapoda; Penaeidae
Product: glycine-rich cell wall structural protein-like
Exons: 2
Coding region: 1-990 (329 amino acids)
Source: RefSeq, a predicted model, not a curated record